UUAUAAUUGAAAUAUCGUCUGCUCGUUCUAUCAUAGUGAACGUGUAUGCGCGUCGUUACGGAUUCUUUUCACUGUUCAAUUAAAAGAAAAAUGCCGCUGCCAAUAAGAAACGUAAUGAUAAAGGUUGGUUUCCUGCGUUGACAGUGGAAUUCGCGUAUUAUCGUAAAUAACUCUCAUUAUAAAAUGUUCGAAAUGAACGCCGCAGAGCCUAUGCAGGUAGAUGUUCCGCUGGAAGACAAUGAAAACAAUGAAUCAGAGUGCUAUGUUGUUGAAAAUCCCACCUUAGACCUCGAAACAUACGCUUCAGCUUACACAGGUUUUGCAAAAUUGUACAGAUUAAUGUUUGUAGCAGAUCAUUGUCCCUCACUGAGAUUAGAAGCUCUCAAAAUGGCAAUAUCCUACGUCAUGACAACAUAUAAUGUAAGUCUUUAUCAGUCUUUACACAAGAAGCUAGCAGACGCAAUAGCUAGUGCAGGCCUGCCAGACAUAGCUGUGCAAAUGGGCUCUCAGGACAUCCCAGUUCUAGAUACCAUAUGGGUUGAAUCAAAGACUAAAAAGGCGGCGAUAAAACUGGAGAAAUUAGACACCGAUCUUAAAAACUAUAAAACAAAUUCUAUUAAAGAAAGCAUUCGAAGAGGGCAUGAUGACCUGGGGGACCAUUAUUUGGAUUGUGGAGAUUUGACAAGUGCACUGAAGUGCUAUUCCCGAGCCAGGGACUACUGCACAAGUGGAAAACACAUUAUUAUGAUGUGUCUCAAUGUAGUUAAGGUGUCUGUAUACUUGCAGAAUUGGGCUCAUGUUCUUAAUUAUGUAUCAAAGGCUGAGAGCACACCUGACUUCAGUGAAGUACCUGGUAAAGAUACAAACCAAACCAUUCUGACUCGUUUAAAAUGUGCUGCUGGACUUGCAGAAUUGGCUACGAAAAAGUACAAGUCUGCUGCAAAGCACUUUCUAGCGGCCAGCAUUGACCAUUGUGACUAUCCAGAGCUACUUAGUAGCAACAAUGUUGCCAUCUACGGAGGACUAUGUGCUCUGGCUACAUUUGACCGCUCUGAGCUUCAGAAGCAAGUCAUAGUUAGCAGUUCUUUUAAAUUAUUUUUAGAGCUAGAACCGCAGUUACGUGACAUAAUAUUUAAAUUUUAUGAAUCCAAGUACGCUUCAUGCUUAAGGUUACUUGAUGAGAUAAGGGAUAAUCUGUUGUUAGAUAUGUAUUUAGCACCACAUUUGAAUUCAUUGUACAUGCAAAUACGCAACCGAGCUCUGAUCCAGUACUUCAGUCCAUAUUUGUCAGCUGACAUGCACUUGAUGGCCGCCGCCUUCAACCGCACCGUGACUGCGCUCGAAGAUGAACUGAUGCAGCUUAUCCUCGAUGGCCAGAUUCAAGCUCGCAUAGAUUCCCACAACAAAAUUUUGUAUGCAAAGGAUGUUGAUCAGAGGAGCACAACUUUUGAGAGAAGUCUCACCAUGGGUAAAGAAUAUCAAAGAAGAACUUCUAUGUUAAUCCUCCGUGCUGCAAUGCUCAAGAAUCAAAUACAUGUGAAGAACAUUUGCCGUGAGACAGGACCUCAAAGCGGAGAAGCACCAGGCUCCAGUACCAGCUUGACUCACCGCACGGUUGACACUGUGCCCUUGUCAUGAACUUACUCGUAAGAUGAUAGUUUUGAAAGCUUUCACAUGACAAUCGCAAUUACACAUUACACUCUCAUAAAGUGCAAAAUGAAAGAUCAGAAGAUAAGUGCAGAAUUCGCUUUGAGGAUUAUAUAGAUAUAAUUCUAAGUAUAAUCAGUCAGGACAAGCUAUUAAAGUUGUCACAUUUGACUAAUAAAGAAAUUCAUACCCCCUUAUUCAUAAACAUUCCUUAAAGUUAUCAAACCGAUAAAGUUGUUUGUCUCUAUCACACCAAUAAGUCCGAAAGGGACAAACGAACGGCUUGAUAACUUUAGUGAAUGUUUAUGAACAAGGGGGAUAGUAAAUAUUAUAUGGUUUAGAAGCACUCACACCACAUAAGACUGAAAUUUAGCCCACGGUUGCACAUGCAAUACAAGCAGCGUAGAACGCAUGCGAUCACGGAAUGUACAAAAAUUGACUACAACACAAUGAUAUCAGUUUUUCCUAUGCGCUUACAACACCAUUAUAUCAUUUUUCCUAUGUUCCGUUGAUCGCAAAUAACAGCCGCGACCUUUAGAGAGCAUCGUUUGAAUCUGUUACCCUGUAUGUUCAGUCUCUGUACCAACAUUAUAAUGUGGCAGCAGAAGUGCUUCUAAACCUCUACAAUAUUUCCAGGUACGCGUACUUGCCCCUUCUGAUCUUGAGUUUGUAACUGUAUUGUCAUGUGAAACCUAAUUUGUUUGAAAAAAAACACCUUUUGUAUACUAAAAUACCUGCUUAUGUUUUUUUUUGUUUAUUGAGAUGAAGUAGGCUCUGUGGUUAAAGCAAUAAUGCCACCGCAAAUUGCUAUAUGUAAGUAAAACGUUUUAUCGGCGAUCACAAAACCUAACGGCUGGUGCAUUUCUCAACAUUGUUUAUACUGAAUAAUUCUAUGUAACCACAAAAUAUUAUGUCUACGUAAUUUUUAAUAUAAUUAAAAAGUAA
Molecule: messenger RNA, 2592 nt
Organism: Leguminivora glycinivorella
Lineage: Eukaryota; Metazoa; Arthropoda; Insecta; Lepidoptera; Tortricidae
Gene: CSN1b
Product: COP9 signalosome complex subunit 1
Exons: 4
Coding region: 184-1638 (484 amino acids)
Cellular component (GO): COP9 signalosome
Source: RefSeq, a predicted model, not a curated record